Molecule: messenger RNA, 904 nt
Organism: Trichomycterus rosablanca
Lineage: Eukaryota; Metazoa; Chordata; Actinopteri; Siluriformes; Trichomycteridae
Gene: ube2g1a
Product: ubiquitin-conjugating enzyme E2G 1a (UBC7 homolog, yeast)
Exons: 6
Coding region: 111-623 (170 amino acids)
Biological process (GO): protein polyubiquitination; ubiquitin-dependent protein catabolic process
Molecular function (GO): ubiquitin conjugating enzyme activity
Source: RefSeq, a predicted model, not a curated record
UGAUCAGAAUGUCGAGCAAAACGGAGUAGACAGGACAGGCAGACACCAACGAGUAUUUAUUCACUUCGGCUUUCUUUAGUUUAUUCGUUCACAUUUAAUAUAGAAAUAAGAUGACGGAGCCGCAGUCAGCACUGUUACUCAGAAGACAGUUGGCAGAAUUAAAUAAAAAUCCAGUCGAGGGUUUCUCUGCAGGACUGAUAGAUGAUAAUGACCUUUACAGAUGGGAAGUGCUGAUAAUCGGUCCUCCUGACACAUUGUAUGAGGGUGGAGUGUUUAAAGCCCAUCUAACAUUUCCCAAAGACUAUCCUCUCAGGCCUCCCAAAAUGAAAUUCAUCACAGAGAUAUGGCAUCCAAACGUUGACAAGAACGGUGACGUUUGUAUCUCUAUUUUGCACGAGCCGGGAGAGGACAAGUAUGGCUACGAAAAACCAGAGGAACGUUGGCUUCCCAUCCACACUGUGGAGACCAUUAUGAUUAGUGUUAUAUCUAUGCUAGCGGAUCCCAACGGAGACUCGCCGGCCAAUGUUGAUGCAGCGAAAGAGUGGAGGGAAGACAGACACGGUGAAUUCAAGAGAAAAGUUGCACGCUGUGUACGAAAGAGCCAAGAAACUGCCUUUGACUGAUGUUCAUUCAGCAGCCUGUAGCGUCACUAUUUUCAGGGUAUCCAGUCAAGAACCAACAUGGCACUGUUUUCCUGCCCUCCACCACCAUAUUGCCAGACUCUUCUUGAUUGAACGUUGGCAGAAACUGGCUGGCAUCAAUAAGCUGCAAUGGAACAAUAACAGCUUGUUCAUGGACGCAAACAGCCAAGCACGUGCCAACACCAAAAAAAGGACAGAAAACUAUACCAUGUGACGAAUACACAUUUUUACGCUAUGGACUAAUAAAACUUUCAGGAAAGAAA